Messenger RNA from Rotaria socialis, 636 nucleotides. Lineage: Eukaryota; Metazoa; Rotifera; Eurotatoria; Philodinida; Philodinidae. The record is from the annotation of a GenBank genome assembly.
AUGAUAGCAGCAGCAAAAUCAGUUUGGAUAGAGAAAUUAAAAACAGCUAAAAAAGCUGGCCUUCUUCAAAAUGAUCGAAAAAAAAUUCAUUAUACAUUUGAUGAUCAAACCGAAAUGGUGGAAGAAUAUGAUGCAGCGACUAACGUGCUUUUAAUUCGAAAAUGGCGUCAAAAACCAAGUACUGGUUUAAAAACUUUGGCAACAUCUGAUUCAUGGACAUUUGAAGUUGGCCAAAAUUAUGAAACACGACCAAUUAUAGAUAAUACACUCGGCAUGACAGAAAGCACUACAACACCAAUAUUUUCACGUAAUGAUAAAAGUGAUUGCUUUGAAAUCCGCAUAAGAAAUUUACCAUAUUCAAUUGAUACAUAUCAAUUAACCAUUGAUAAAGAUAAACGAGAAUUUGUCUUAAGAACAACAAGUAGAAAAUAUUUUAAACGCUUUUCAAUUGCUGAUCUCGAUCGAUUAAAUCUUCCAUUAGAAGAAACAAAUUUAUCAUAUUCUCAUGCCAAUAAUACAUUAAUUAUUAGUUAUAAAAAACCUAAAGCUAUUCUCGACUUUGAAAAACAAGUACACGAAGAAUUAAAGAAAUUAAAUAUGAAAAAAGAGGGUGAUAGUGAUUGUGCCGUCAGUUAA